Messenger RNA from Thunnus maccoyii (southern bluefin tuna), 6660 nucleotides. Its product is annotated as formin-1-like. Gene Ontology annotation, molecular function: microtubule binding. The coding region runs from base 806 to 4765 and encodes 1319 amino acids. The transcript has 17 exons. Gene Ontology annotation, biological process: actin nucleation. The record is from RefSeq and is a predicted model, not a curated record. Gene Ontology annotation, cellular component: cytoplasm; nucleus; actin filament. Lineage: Eukaryota; Metazoa; Chordata; Actinopteri; Scombriformes; Scombridae.
CCAUUUUACGGAAGUGAGCAGAGGUAAUCAGACACCUGUGGUGCCGGGUGCUACAGGUCCCCUCCCAGGAAGGGAGGGAUCUGAAGGGAGGCGUCCCCGGACUGGGUAGACCAGCGAGACGCAUUUUUUUUCCAACCUGGAGGUUUUUUUUUUCCUCACACAACAGCUCACAGGAGUUUCCUGCAAACUGAGACAGACACACGCAAAGGAAGACAGAGUCAAACUUGAAGAACGGCUCAGUCAUGGACUCCAGACUGUAAACCAGCACAUAAAGAAGAAUAACCCACACCAUUAUGGACAAUGCUGCUCCGCUUGUUGGAAUAGUUGGAAAUGCUUUGUGAAAGGCAGGUGAACUCUGUUCUCUCCCAGGGAGAUUACAGCAGGACAUGUUUCCAGCCGCUGAACAGCUUGACUUAUCUUGCAGCGUCAUGGGAAUCUUGCUCGCACAUCUGAGACUAAAGUGAACUACGGAUAAUAUACAGUCAGUAGUAGUCCUUAUGUGAUAGAACGAAAGUCUGCUAUAUGUUACCUGUUUGUGUGUCUCUUAACUCACUUAACAGGAUUGUACGAUAGCAUUUUUAUAAUUUGUGCCCUCCUGGAGAAGGUAAGAGGAGCUGGGGAGAUUUGUUCAUACAAAGGCCUUUUGUUUUCAGCCAACGGUAGAAGUGGAACAGGAGCAGCUUGGAUAACUGGAGGUGGGGAGAUGAACCUUUUGUGACAUUUUCAAUGGACACUUUGCUAGAGCUACUACCUGUUUUGGUUUGGCUCUCUUUUGCUUUCAGUUGGUGUGACAUCUUGAAUAAAAAUGGACAGUUCAAGUAAUGGCUUCGAUGGACAGCCCACAAGUUCCCUCUUAAAUGUCUUCAGCAAUCUCUUCACAAGGGAUAGAUCUCCCUCCUCAGACGUGGAACCGGCUGUGCUGAUGUCUUUCAAGGAAAUGUCAGAUGGCAUGUCAGAAAGUCCUCUUGCUGAAGGUGGUCAAACUAUGAACAGUGAGAACAAGCUCAAAUGGAGGGAAGAUGUGUUUCAGGGUGAGGAGAGUGGUGAAAAAUGGGAAACUUGCAAGGAGUCUGGCAACCAAGUUAAAGCAACACCUGGAGGCUCAGCUGACCAAGAUCUAGUCCUGGUCACUAGGGUGGAAACGUAUAGUGACACAGAAAUUGAGGAGGAGGAGACAGGCCGAAGCAGAAGUAGCCUGUCAGAGAAGCUAGGCAGGAGCGGGGGACCCAAGCUACCUGAGGAGGACAAUAAUACAAUGGACCAUGGUGAUGGAGAUGAGCUGAAAGAUGGUACUGAGGCAGAGGCAGAGUACCAAGUGCCUGUGUUUAGAACACACAGACUUAAGGAGAGAUCUCGCAUAGAAACUAUUCUAUACUCAGACCAGCCCAGAGUCAGCAGAACUGACUCUGAGACAGUUCUGGUCUCAUCGGUUUCCAAACAGGAAGAGGACUCCAGUCCCAAUGAGAAUCCCAACACCAUGUUUAAGGGUGUAGAAACACUGGGUGGAGGAGAGAAUAGUGGGGAAAAUGUGGGAAUAGAUGAAAGCAACGAUUAUACUGGCAUAGAUUGUUCUCUGCCUGGUCCCUCCAUCAUCUCUGGACAUCUGGCUUUAGAGGCUGCAGAUCAUAAUGCUGCAGUGGCCUUUAAAUUAAAGCAGCAUGACUUAGACAGUACACAAAGGGCGUAUUCACAUGCGCACAUACACUCCAGCCAGGUGUCUUCCUCUGUUCCUUUCAGCUCUAGGACUUCUGAAGUCUCAGUCCAAUCUAGUCCAGAGGAGCAGUCAGACACUGCUGGUAUGACAAAUUCAGAUUUUAAGGAACCCAUGUUGGUGUCGUCUGCACCCGAAGAGUCCACAGGUGACAUCAAGCCAAGUGGCAGCCCUGUCUCACAGCGUGCAACUGCUGCAAAGACACCAGAAACAAAUACGCCACCUCCAGCAACAUCUGUUGCCACUCCCUCUACCUCCUCCACGUCGUCCCCGUCCAGGGGCACGUUGCUCUCUUCAACCCCUUCCUUCCAGAUGCCAGCUCUUUUCAGUGGUUUGCGGGUGCUGAAGAAAGGAGUGGCGGGGGACGAGAGGGAGACGCUGUCAGAGAUCAAGCAGAGUGAGAAGGAUGCUGACUUGGCUCUGCUCAGCUUGAAGAAGACGGUAAACAAGGCUAAGCUCUUCCCAGAGCAGAAGACAGCUUCUCCAGCCAAAAAACAUGCGGAGCCUAAACCCAUCGCGGACACUAAAAGCACCGUAAUGGGACAUCUCAGUCACCUCCUUAACCUAGACAACCACAAGGAGACCAAAAAGUCAGAUGAUGGGCAAGAGGCUAAUCCUGAACACAACAGACUAAAUGAGUCUGAGAAUGGAGAAGAGGAUGUGGGAGGGAAAACUCCAGAUGCAAAGAGCACCACAUCGCCACCUGAAAUAAGGAAAACUGCGGACUUGGCCUAUGAAACCUUCAGGAACUUCUUUGGCCCCAAAAAUGUCAAAAAGGAAAAAACAGAAAAUGUGGAUCUGGAGGCAGUGAAAAAGAAAAUCAAGAACGACAAGGAAAAUCUGAGGUCUAUUUUCGAGAGAGCCUCCAAAUCUCCCGGCAAGGAACACAAAACUCUCACAGAAGUUAAUACAGAGCUCACGUCCCCAGCAGACAGUGAGGACCGGACUCCAGGGCGUCUUCAAGCUGUGUGGCCCCCACCCAAAGCAAAAGAUGAGGAAGAGAAGGUGGGGCUCAAGUACACCGAAGCAGAGCACCAGGCUGCCCUCUUGCAGCUGAAGAGAGAGUGCAAGGAAGAAUUGGAGAGGAUGCAUUCAGAUUUUGAGCUCCAGAUCUUCCAGCUUCGAGGUGAGCAUGCUGUCUCAAUAUCACACCUGGAGGGAGUCGUUGCCAAGAUGCAGAGAGACAAGGCAUACAAUACAAGUCAGGAGCGAGGUGAGGUCCGCAAUGUUGCUGUAUCCACUGCAGACAACCCGACACCCAAGACGUGGCGCACUGUGGGUAUCCAGACUGACAGGGAAACCUUCAUCAAGAGCCCUGAGGGUGACGGCAGUGGGCUAGCUCAAAGCCCCACCCAGACCAUCCCGAAAAAACUUAACUUUGACUCUAUCGGACUAAAUCUGGGGGUUAAAGCUGAAACAGCCCCAGGGACUCCCGGACCACCCCCACCACCUCCUCCACCUCCCCCACCAGGCCUCUCAGGACCACCACCACCACCCCCUCCUCCUCCCCCUCUGCCAGGUAUCAUGGGAGCACCGCCACCGCCCCCUCCACCACCUCCACUCCCUGGAGGUGGCAUGCCACCCCCACCACCUCCCCCUCCCCCUCCUGGCCUACCUGGAGUUGGUCCACCUCCUCCCCCCCCUCCUCCAGGCUGUGGCCCCCCACCUCCUCCUUCCAUGAAAGGAUUCGGUUUUGGUCAGAAGGUGGAAAAGGCUCCACGGAAGUCUGUCAUUGAGCCAGCCCAUCCCAUGAAGCCUCUGUACUGGACCAGGAUACAGAUACAGGACAAUAACAACAGCACACUGUGGGGUUCUCUGAAGGAACCAGACAUUGUCAACACCAAGGAAUUCGAAGAUCUUUUUUCCAAGGCCACACUGCAGCCGAAGAAGAAGCCCCUGUCGGACACCUAUGAGAAGAAAGCCAAAACUAAGAAGAUAAUCAAGCUGCUGGACGGGAAGCGUUCACAAGCCGUUGGCAUCCUCAUAUCCAGCCUGCACCUGGAAAUGAAAGAUAUUCAGCAAGCUGUUCUUACUGUGGACAACUCUGUGGUGGAUUUGGAGACCAUUGAGGCUUUAUAUGAAAAUAGGGCCACCGCUGAUGAGAUGGACAAGAUAAAGAGACAUUAUGAGAACUCCAAAGAAGAUGAAGUCAAACUGCUGGACAAACCUGAACAGUUUCUCUAUGAGCUCUCCCAGAUUCCUGACUUUGCGGGCCGGGCUCACUGUAUCAUCUUCCAGUCAGUAUUCCUUGAUACCAUCUCCUCCAUCCGUCGCAAGGUGGACAUUAUCUCCAAUGUCUGCAAAGCGCUGCUUGAGUGCGAUAGUUUGCGGGAUGUAAUGGGUCUUGUUCUGGCCUUUGGGAACUAUAUGAAUGGAGGGAACAGGACCAGAGGUCAGGCUGACGGCUUUGGACUGGAGAUCCUCCCCAAACUAAAGGAUGUCAAGAGCAGGGACAAUCGUAUCAAUCUGCUGGAUUAUGUGGCUUUAUACUACCUGCGUAAUUUUGACAAGCAUGCUGGUACAGAUAAGAGUGUGUUCCCUAUGCCGGAGCCUCAGGAUUUCUUCCAGGCUGCCCAGGUCAAGUUUGAUGACCUCACCAAGGACAUCAGGAAGCUAAAGAGAGAUUUGACUGCUUGUGAGAGGGACGUGCAGAAGGUGUGUACUAACUCAACAGAGGAAAACCUCCAGCCCUUCAAGGAGAAGAUGGAGGGAUUUGUCUCUUCUGCUCAAAAGGAGCAUUCUGCUGAAGAGGACCGGCUCAACACAGCACAGAAAAGUUUCCAGGACACGGUGAGCUACUUUGGGCUUAAGCCAAAGCCCGGAGAGAAAGAUGUAGCCCCGAGUUACAUCUUUAUGUUCUGGUACGAGUUCUGCAGUGACUUCAAGAACACCUGGAAACGACAAAGCAAGAACAUCUCCAAGGAGAGGUUGAAGGAAGCUCAAGAAAACAUCAAGAAGAUCACGGCAGAGAAGAGAGUCGAAACCAAGAAGAUCAACGCCAACAGUUUGAAAGAGAGGCUGCGGCAGAAGGAAGCCAGCGUGUCGUCCAGCUGAGUGCUGGAGAAGAUCACAGACGAGAAAAUGUGCAGGCCUCGUCUCUCCUGCAUUUAGCACCUGCCUCAAUAACACUGGACUGCCCUCUGUGCCCCGUACGGACUCACAAUAAAACCUCGUCGGGCUCUUACUUCUCCCACUGCCGUAGCUCUGCCCUACUAACAGCACUGGACACCCCCACCCGUCCCCACUUUACACUCCGCCACCCUCACGUUGAGCUCCCUCCGCAGUGAGGAUGCGUGGCUGACACAGCCGAAGUGAUGAGAGUCUGAAAAGCCAAAGGUUGACCUCAUUCAUCCAGCAUGGCGUGACCUCUGAGUUCCCAGCUUGUGAAAGGUCUCAAAGGGUCAGUGGGAUUCACAACAGUGCCAGCUGACAUAUCCCCAAGGUUCCUUCUGGGUCUCAAGAAGCUGAGAAUGUAACAUCAGACACAUUCAGAGUGUUAAGACAGAUUGUUGUACAAACAGAUUUGGCUGCCUGGAGAUUUCUGCUCAGAGGAAAAUCCCUGUUGACUAAAAAACAACCCCUCUCUCUCUCUCUCUCUCUCUCUCUCUCUGUCUCAAAGCAGUAAGAAAGCAGCAGCCAGGGUCCUUUUGCUGUAGCGAAUAGCUUUUCAUUCACCACGGCUCAUUAAAAAGUCUUGUAAAUACAUAUAAGCAGGGACCGUGCAGUUUAGUUCUGCCGGAUGAGCAAUAUGAUAAAUGAUCUGCGCUGGGCUUCGAGCGCAGAUAAAGACAUGUCGUGUAUAAAUGUGCGCACGCGUACAGAUCAGUAUGUGGAGGAAGUUUCACUGUGUCACGCUGCACUGCACUGCACCGCACCAGACUGACCUCUCCUGGGUGACGGCCGGAGAAGAGCAGAACCCACCUAACCUCGGCCCCCUCACAUACAAACAUGUCCUCAAAAAUGUCAGAAGAACACAACAGGUCUUGGCCAUAAACCCACUCAUCCAUGGUAUUAAAUUAAUUCAUUUUAUUAAUAGCUAUAUGCAAAGCUAUUAAUCUCUUAUUGAUUGCUGUACAUCACGUUGUGUCCGGCACACUUUGAAGCACUUUCCUGCUUGUAGUAGCUGUGUGUUGUAGCUCACUUUAAGCCACACUCCCCUGUUAUGGUAACUGCGUGCAUUUUUCAGAUGUAUUGCACUUUUUUGCACCUCUUUUCCUAUGCAAGGUUAUGUUUUUCCUUGUUAUAAGAUUCAUUAAUUGUAUUGUCUCAUGAUGAAAUCCUAUUAGAUUUUUUUUUUUUUUUUAUUUCUAAGAAAGUGUACCAAGUUUUAUUUUCACAAAUGUAAGAUGUAACCACGUUCCUGUGUCAUUCAAGAAAAGUCUAUUUAUGUAAGGAAAGAUUUAUUUUAUGCCAAAAAAAAAAAAAAACACCACACAUUAGCUUUGUUCCCUUUGAGGCUGUAUUUUUAUGAGUUGUAAUUUAGUUGACUGAGAAGCUGCCUGAUAGGUCAGUCAGAUGAAAGAUAUAUUUUCACAUGGAUGUCACUUGUGUGUAGAAUGAAGGCGGUUGCCUUUUCUGUUUUGGGUAGUUCAGAACAUUCGAGCAUAUCACCUGAAGCCAUGUGAGUUGUAAUACCUCAGACAGACUUCCAUUAUCAGAGUAUCCAUAAAACUGCACCUUGAAUUACUUUUUUUACCCUCUAAAGUCUGUGACAUGUGCCAUUUAUUUUGUAUAAAAAUCUAAAUAUUUCAGAAGCAUUUUACUCCAGUUUGAAAAAGAAAAGCGAGCUGAUACUGACCAAGGAAUUGUUGAAGCCUCUACUGUAUGUUUGUCAGUUUGUGUAACCCUCAGUAGCUCUCAUGUACAGUAGGUGCUCUGUAAUUUUAUGGAAUUGUUUUAAAUUUCAAGAAUAAACUCCCGGAUGCUGAAAAAACCAGACUUGUUUUAAA